Messenger RNA from Pisolithus orientalis, 1095 nucleotides. RefSeq names its product calponin homology domain-containing protein. Gene Ontology annotation, cellular component: spindle midzone; microtubule plus-end; microtubule organizing center. NCBI's taxonomy places the organism in Eukaryota, Fungi, Basidiomycota, Agaricomycetes, Boletales, Pisolithaceae. Gene Ontology annotation, biological process: spindle assembly; protein localization to microtubule plus-end; regulation of microtubule polymerization or depolymerization. The coding region runs from base 1 to 798 and encodes 265 amino acids. Gene Ontology annotation, molecular function: microtubule plus-end binding. The record is from RefSeq and is a predicted model, not a curated record. The transcript is spliced from 5 exons.
AUGACUGCCAUUUCUCGUUCAGACCUACUAGCUUGGCUUAAUGAACUUCUUCAACUGAACUAUACCAAGAUCGAGCAAUGCGGCACUGGUGGUGCCUAUUGCCAGAUUCUGGACUCUAUCUAUGGGGACGUGCCUAUGACGAAAGUUAAAAUGAAUGCGAAGGGCGAGUACGAAUUUGUUGCAAACUUUAAAGUGAUGCAAAACGUCUUCAAGGCAAGGAAGAUCAACAAGGCGUCACGAUCUCUUCAGCCGAUACCCAUCGAAAAACUUGUCAAAUGCAAAAUGCAGGACAACCUAGAGUUCCUGCGAUGGAUAAGACACUUUUGGGACUCUAAUUACGGCGGACAGGGUUAUGAUCCAGUCGCCCGCAGACGAGGGGUGCCAACAGGUACUCCCAGCACGAUCGCGCCAUUGUCCAGUUCUCGAACUGGCGGCGCCUCUGCGGGUCUGGGGAUUGGGGGCCGUGUUGGAGGCAAAAGGCCGAUCAGCAGCAAUCGAGCUGGGUCCGCUCAACCGAAUGAAAUCAUGCAGAAUCUCCAAGCUGAAAUCCGAGAUUUGACCACUCGUAUGGAGGGCUUAGAGAAGGAAACGGACUUCUACUUUGCAAAGCUUCGCGAUAUCGAAAUUUUGGUGCGGCAGGAAAUGGAGACGUUAACUGACGUCCAAGAACCUCAGAAACUGGCUCUGGAGAACAUUCAGAAGGUCCUAUAUUCAACUGAGGUUUGUGAGAUCAGAUUCGGCUCCAACGAUUUACUGACCGUGCGUUUCAGGAUGGCUUUGGGAAUGAAUGCCAAAUAAUCCGGCUCGGAAGUCGUGUCCAACGAGAUUUGCAGAUGUGUAAUGGAUGUCGCGCCAUAUAUGUGUCGGAAAAACUAAGUUCGAGUUCCCACGCCUUGUAACUCAUUGGAACCCCUCAAUUUACCACCGGCAUUAUGACUCAAUUCCAAGGCUACCCGAAACUAGAACAUGACUGGCACUUUCUUUACCACGCCGGAAUGCUGCACACGCCAUAGCUGCAUUUGUGCAGAUAGUACAAUGUACAACGAUGUAGAGAUACCUAUUGUCACAGCACCUUGAUGAGAGAUGAAGUGAAAC